Molecule: messenger RNA, 1423 nt
Organism: Geodia barretti
Lineage: Eukaryota; Metazoa; Porifera; Demospongiae; Tetractinellida; Geodiidae
Source: the annotation of a GenBank genome assembly
ACAUCAUAGUGAAGGUAAUAACAGUCCCUGUGGGAAGAAAAUGGCUGAAUUUGAACCGCCAGGCUCCCCCAAACCUGAGAAGGUAUAUACACAAAGUGUGUGUCAAAGUGUUAGUUAUUGUGUGAGGACCUUUGUGGCCAUAACCCUGCAGAAGUAAUGUAUGCUUCCCUGACUACAACAACUACUACAUUCAAAAUGAUGCUUCCACAAGUGGAUGCUGAAACCGGAGCCCCUGAGAAAAAAACAAUUAGUUCUGAUGACGACUUUGAGAAUUCAGAGCUAGCUACAAGUACAAGGCCUUUCAAUUACCUUGAAACCCAACCUUACGAACCUUUCACACCUCCUUCCCUCGAGGCUCAACAUCCCACGGAAGGCACAGAAGAACAGCCAACCCUUACAGAUCCAGUUGUGAACGAAGCAAGCUUCCCUAUUGGUUAUUCUGCUGAGCGUAGGAGACUUUUGGAUCCCCAUGCUGACAUAGUGCCAGCCUCUUCAAGUAGUGACAGAAGGCCUUUGCCUCCAUGGCAUAGCACCACUACAACAAUAGCACCAGUCAAGACCUCAUCAACUCAGACCGCACCAGUUUCCUCCAUAGCAGAGACCACACCGGUUCCACACACAGCGGUUACUGAGCCAGUUUCUCACAAAGCAGUGACCGCACCAGUUCCCUCCAUAGCAGAGACCACACCGGUUCCACACAAAGCGGUUACUGAGCCAGUUUCUCACAAAGCAGUGACGGCACCAGUUUCAUCUACAGCAGUAAAAGGGCCAAGCCAGCAGAGUGCCAAAGAAUUUUUUUCUACGUUGUCAUUCUCUAGUGCACAUGUUAAGAAAUACACAAGUCGUCAUCAGACACCCUCUGGGGCCACAGAUUCUACUACUGAGAUUGAAGGCUUUGAAGGAUAUGAUCGAUGUGAAAAGACAGAAGUUAGCACCAAGAAAGAAUCGGGAGCUGAUCAGGCCGAAGUUACAGAACGGUAUUACUGUUGGUGCGUGUAACAGUUUAGAAUGACCUUACCGCAACAGACAAUGCAGUCAGCAGAGCACAAGUUCUUCCAAUGAUGCAGGAACAUUUGUAUCCAACCUACCUUACCAACAUGUAAUAAUGAGGGCAUACAGAAACCGUGAAACAUCUAAUAGUGGAGAGUUGUUCUCGACAGAGAUAGAGGGAUUUGAAGCUGGGCCAUCCCAUGAUGAUGAACCAACUGGGAUCAACAAGCAACAAAUCAUUGUCAUGGCUAUUGGACUAACAAUAACACUGUUUGCCUUAAUUCUACUCACAAAGACUCCAAUAAAACAGUGACAGUGUCUAAAGUAGCAAACACAUAAGGAAUGUAGUUGUUUGUAGCAUCUUCUAAUAAUCCUUGUGAGCAGACUUUUGUAACCAUCAUGUAAAUACGAUAUGAAGUGGUAUGAAAACUAA